AUGGCUCACAACUUACUCAACACCAGAGAACUCAUACUGGAUAUCAAAGAAUUCAUACUGGUGAGAAACCUUAUGAAUGUAGACAAUGUGGGAAGGCUUUUAGUUGGAUCUCAUACUUUUCUCAACAUCAAAGAAUUCAUACUGAGAAUUCAUACUGGUGAAAAACCCUAUGAAUAUAAAGAGUGUGGAAAGGCCUUUACUAGGAGCCCAAGCCUUAUUCAACAAAAGAGAAUUCAUACUGGUGAGAAACCCUAUGAAUGUAAGGAUUGUGGAAAGACCUUUAGUUGUAGCUCACAUCUUUCUCAACAUCAGAGAUUUCACACUGGUAAGAAGCCCUCUGAAUGUAAAGAAUGUGGGAAGGCCUUUAAUUAUCGCUCAAACGUCACUGAACAUAAGAAAAUGCAUACAGGUAAGAAACCCUAUAGAUGCAAGAAUUGUGGCAAGGCCUUCACUGGGAGUUCAAGCUUUAUUCAACAUCAGAGAAUUCAUAAUGCUAAUUAA
Molecule: messenger RNA, 501 nt
Organism: Leptonychotes weddellii (Weddell seal)
Lineage: Eukaryota; Metazoa; Chordata; Mammalia; Carnivora; Phocidae
Source: RefSeq, a predicted model, not a curated record